Molecule: messenger RNA, 4494 nt
Organism: Closterium sp. Naga37s-1
Lineage: Eukaryota; Viridiplantae; Streptophyta; Zygnematophyceae; Desmidiales; Closteriaceae
Source: the annotation of a GenBank genome assembly
AUGGCCUGCGUCGGUGCUGCGAGUGCCUGCAUGGACGUCGACGCGCUCUUCUCGAGUCACUGGGAGCAGGAUGACUCCCUGACUCGCUUCGUCUGCAGCCUAGUCUCUCUUCCACGCCUGGUCGACUUCAAGUGGGCCAGCUCAAGCAAUCAAGUUGCAGCAAAGGCUGUUCUUGUCGUGGAUGAGUCUCCUGCUGUCAAGAAUGAGGUCCCUGCUGUCCCUGUGGAGGUUCCUGCUGUCUCUGUGGAGGUUCCUGCUGACUCUGUGGAGGUCCCUGCUGACUCUGUGGAGGUCCCUGCUGACUCUGUGGAGGUCCCUGCUGACUCUGUGGAGGUCCCUGCUGACUCUGUGGAGGUCCCUGCUGACUCUGUAGAGGUUCUUGCUGACCUGAUCGAAACUGCUGCGUGCUCAGCUGAAACCGCUGCCUUGUCAACUGAGCUCGUUCCUCCUUUCUCGGCUGCUACACCUCGCUCCUCGGCUGAAGCAGUGUUCAGUUCGACUGAGAGCUCGAUCUACUCAGUUGAAAAGGCGUGGUGGUUGGCUGUUCUGGAACCAGAGGAGGUGACUUCUUCGUUCCUGGUUGCAGGGCCAUACAAGGACGUGCUCAUGGGUUCAAAGGCACAGAAAGGUGCGGUGGUGGAUGCAGAGGCGAGCAGCAGGCGCUGCAGCUUGAAUCGGAAUGAGAGUGCCUGUCUCAUCGACCUCACCUGGGAUACCUGCUCCUCCUCUUCUAAUAGCUUCAGCAGUACACAGGCGGACUUGUUAACAGAGGUAGCAAGUGGGAAGAGGGGGAUUGGCAGAGGCCUCAGCAGCACUGGGAAGGGCUGGAAUGGGGAGAUGAAAGGGAUUGGGAAGGCUGAGGACGAAGGGGUUACUUUCUCAAACCAGCUCUUUGGGGAUGAUGAUGAGGACGAAGAUGACAACAGAAGAAGCGGCUUCACAACCUAUGGGACAGGGAAUAUGUGCUACAUGAAUCAACUGUACAUGGAUGAGGAGGAUGAGGAGGAGAGGAGGUCACUAGCAGCAUCGGGUAUUUCUGUUGGCAUUGGGAGGUUCGCCGCUAGGAUGCUGUCAUUCCACGAGGAAGUGGUCGCACAGCUGCAUGAGGAGGGCGGAUUGGCGGUGUUGGGAGCGGGCCUGGGGCUCCACAAGACCCUCUCCGCCACACCCAUCUACAGCAGGCCGUGCAUGGGGGCCUUGAGGGGCAGCAUGCCUAGUGCUGACAGGGUGGCGGCGUAUCGAGAGGGAGGGUGCUUCGCUGUGACCUCCCGCAUUCUCAUUGUCGAUAUGCUCUCGGACCGAGUGCCCUUCAAUAAGCUCAAGGGUAUAGUGGUGGUGAAUGCGCACAGGGUCACCGACACAGGCGCAGAGGCCUUCAUUCUCAGGCUCUUCAGAGACGCCAACAAGCACGGCUUCAUCUACGCGCUCUCAGACCGCCCCAACUCGCUCACUGCCGGCUUCCACAAGGCAGAGCGCAUCCUCAAAGCGCUCUUCCUGCGCCGCCUCUACCUCUGGCCGCGCUUUCAGGUGAGCGUGUCUCAGGCAUUGGAGCAGCACCCCCCGCAUGUGGAGGACGUGAGGGUGCCUCUCUCCCCCGCAGCAGCAGCCAUCCAGCAAGCCAUCGUUGACAUCAUGGGCUCGUGCCUGCAGGAUCUGCGCCGUACAAACAAGCUGGACGUGGACGAUCUGACGGUGGAGAGCGGCCUGUUCAAGUCGUUUGACGAGAUCGUGAGGCGCCAGCUGGAUCCCGUGUGGCACACCCUGGGCCGCAAGAUCAAGCAGCUGGUGGCUGACCUCAGGACCCUUCGGAAGAUAGCAGAGCACCUGCUGCGCUACGACUCAGUCACCUUCCUGCGCUUCCUGGAUGCGCUCAAGGCGAGCGAAUCAAAGGCCGCCAUCUGGAUCUUCGUGGACCCCGCGCCCAAGAUAUUCGAGCUGGCCAAACGGAGGGUGUAUCAGGUUGUGAGGUCAGCAGCAGCAGGUCCACCACCACUGGCAGCACAUCAUGAGAAGCAACCGGCCAAGAAGAAGGCUUUGCGUGGAAAGGAGCAGGAGGGAAAUGGAGGCACGGGCGAGGAAAAGGACAGAGUGGGCGGGGAAAGGGGCACUGAUGAAGAAGGGCUGGGGCUGGAAGUGAGGGAAGAGGGAGGCAGCAGGGGGAGCGGGGAGGAGGGUGGGGUGGAGCUGCAGCCGGUGCUGGAGGAGAUGCCCAAAUGGAAGGUGCUGCGGGGUGCCUCAACAGCAGCACUGCUAGCAGCAGCACUAGCAGCAGCUCCCCCUGUGCUAGUGGCCUGCAAGGAUGAGUGCACUAGCCACCAGCUGCGGGACAUCAUUUUCUUUGGUGCCGCCACGGUAUCGCUACCUCUUCCUUACCACCUUUCCCACCCACUCCUGCUACCCCCUUCCCGCCAUCGGCAGGUGAUGCAGCGGGAGUGGCAGCACUACCUGCUGGCCAAAGCUGACCUUAUGAAGGCGAACCUUCCCAGAAGGAGACAUGCCCCUGCUGCUGCUGCUCGGGGGGGCACUGGCACUGCUGCUAGUGGCGCUGCUGCUGGUGUUGGUAGUGCUGCGCCUGGCAGUGCUGGCAGUGGUGCUGAUAUUGGUAGUGGUAGUUGUGGUGGCAGUAGCAACAGGAGUGGAGGAAAUGGCGCUUCUAGAAACGAGAGUGGCAUGGAUUCGUUUCAGAGAGAGCAGGUGCUGCUGCUGGCAGCCGCGAAGCGAGUGAGGAGGGAAAUGGAAGAGGAGGAGAUGGGAGGAGAGUGGGUGAUGGCUGGGAGGGCAGAGGAGGAGAGUGGGGGGUUGAGAGGGGGUGUAGCAGGGGGAGGGGGGAUGCAGGGAGGGGCGAGGGGAGAUGGGGAAGUGAGGGGGGAAAUCGGGGGUGCAGGGGCAAGGGGAGGAGGUGGGGGGAGGGGGAGGGGGAGGGGGAGGAGAGGGAGGGGAAAAAGGGGUGCGGCAGCAGCAGGGGUUGGGAGAGGAGUAGAGGCAGAUGGGCGGCAUGUGCGACUGGAGUUAGAUUUGGAAGUGGUGGAGAGGGGUGGAGGUGGGUUUGAGGAUGGGAACGAGGUUCAAGAGGUGCAGGGGGGGGCUGACAGGGAGGAAGGGGAGAAUGGGGACGGAGAGGCACGGGACGGGGGAGGUGAUGGGGUGGGGGUGAAAGAGGCGAGAGAGGAGAGGGGAAACGGUAGUGAGGAGGACAAGGGUAGUGAUGAGGGAACAGAGAGGGAGGGGAGUGAGAAGGGAGAGAGGUGGAGAGGGAAGGGGAGGAGAGGGCGAGGGAGAGGAGGGGCCAGAGGGAGGAAAAGGGGUGGGGGAUCUGGAGCACGGGGGAGGGGGCGGGGAGGAGAGAGGAAGAGGAAACGAGGAUGGAUGGAAGAAAGCUUGGAGGAGCAAGAGCAAGGGGAGGCGGAGGAAGGGGAGGAGGAGCAGGAGGAAGGGGCUAGACUGGGCAGCAUUGGCAAUAAUGACAAGGAUGGUGAUGAUGAUAGUGAUGGUGAUAGUGAUAGUGAUGUGUUUGUCCCACCAUCGGCCAAUGGCAGGCUGCCAGGUGUCCACCUGUGCACGCUGGAGGGCGCGUCUCACGUGCUGGAGCGGUUACAGCCGGGCGUGGUGGUGGUCUAUGAUCCCGACAUAGAGCUCGUUCGCCAGAUCGAAGUAUUUCAUGCUGCCCGGGCGAGUUCUCGGGCAGGCGUGGCGGGCAGGGAAGGAAGUGUUGUGACUGCUUCGGAAGCUGCCAGGGGGGGAGAAGGUGGCUCAGAGGGAGGAGGGGAUGGCGGGUCCACAGAGGGCCACAAGUUUGAGGCGAGCGUGCGGAGGGAGAACGGGGCGUUUGAGCAGCUCAUCAGACAGAAGGCUGUUAUGACCAUCCCGGCAGAGCAGGACGGCCGGUCCACCACAGAAUAUUCCCACAUGAGCCUGCCUCCUCCGCCCCUCACCCACCCCGCUGCUGCCAAUGCCGUCACGAGGAGAGGGGGAGGGCGGAGAGCUGUAGAGCGGCAAGAGAUGAGGGUGGUGGUGGAUAUGAGGGAGUUCAACAGCAGCCUGCCCUGCGUGCUGCACCAACGAGGCAUCAAGAUCCUCCCAGUCACACUAGAAGUGGGCGACUACAUCCUCUCGCCGGCCAUCUGUGUGGAGCGCAAGAGCGUCAGUGACCUCUUCGCCUCCUUUGCGUCGGGCCGCCUGCACCACCAGGCGGAGACCAUGUGCCGCUACUACCGCCUUCCCGUGCUGCUGAUCGAGUUCUCCAGCGACAAGAGCUUCUCCCUGCAGUCAGCGAGUGACAUCAGCGAUGACAUCACCCCAUCGAGCAUCAUAUCCAAGAUGUCGCUGCUCGCGCUGCACUUCCCGCGCCUGCGGAUCGUGUGGUCCAGAUCGCUCCAUGCGACGGCUGAGAUCUUCGCAUCGCUGAAGACCAAUCAGGACGAGCCAAGUGUCGACCAGGCCAUGAGGGUCGGCGUGCCGACAGAGGAUGGGCUGGUGGAGGGUGACACAAGGUAG